Messenger RNA from Manis pentadactyla (Chinese pangolin), 6485 nucleotides. RefSeq names its product G protein-coupled receptor 161 (gene GPR161). Bases 343 to 1929 code for a protein of 528 amino acids. Gene Ontology annotation, cellular component: recycling endosome; membrane. Gene Ontology annotation, biological process: G protein-coupled receptor signaling pathway. Gene Ontology annotation, molecular function: G protein-coupled receptor activity. NCBI's taxonomy places the organism in Eukaryota, Metazoa, Chordata, Mammalia, Pholidota, Manidae. The transcript is spliced from 6 exons. The record is from RefSeq and is a predicted model, not a curated record.
AAACCCGUCCCGCGCGGCCGGGAGGCAGGAAGCGGCCCGGGCGGGCCUGGAGCCGCGGCGGCGCCCCUCGGGGAGCAGGCGGGCCGGGGUCCUCGCGCCCCUCCGCAGGCCUCGCCUGGCCGGCUCUCUCCCUGCGCGCCCCCGAAGCAGGGCCGGGCUCCGCCGCAGCCCUUUGUGGGGAGACCUCGGGGGCGCGUCCCCGCGCAGCCCCUCCAGGCCCCCGGGCCGAGGAGCCGGCCCCGCUCGGGGGAGGUGUGCGGACGCCGCGGCCGAGGCGGGCCGCGAUCGGCAGGACCAGCUGUCCAGCAUGCUCUGCCCAGCCCACGCCGAGGCACACUGACCAUGAGCCUCAACUCCUCCCUCGAACACAGGAAGGAGCUGAGCGACCUCACGGAGGAGUGGGAAGGGCCAGGCAGCGGCGGCGUCACUGAGUCCGUCGCCAUCAUCGUCAUCGCCGCCUUUGUCUGCCUGGGCAACCUGCUCGUCGUGGUCACCUUGUACAGGAAGUCCUACCUCCUCACGCUCAGCAACAAGUUCGUCUUCAGCCUGACGCUGUCCAACUUCCUGCUGUCCGUGCUGGUGCUGCCUUUCGUGGUGACCAGCUCCGUGCGCAGGGAGUGGAUCUUCGGCGUGGUCUGGUGCAGCUUCUCUGCGCUCCUCUACCUGCUCAUCAGCUCGGCCAGCAUGCUCACCCUCGGGGUCAUCGCCGUUGACCGCUACUAUGCUGUGCUGUACCCCAUGGUGUACCCCAUGAAGAUCACAGGGAACAGAGCCGUGGUGGCGCUUGUCUACAUCUGGCUCCACUCCCUCAUCGGCUGCCUGCCACCUCUGUUCGGCUGGUCGUCGGUGGAGUUUGACGAGUUCAAGUGGAUGUGUGUGGCCGCGUGGCACCGGGAGCCCGGCUACACCGCCUUCUGGCAGGUCUGGUGCGCCCUGCUCCCCUUCCUGCUCAUGCUCGUGUGCUACGGCUUCAUCUUCCGCGUGGCCAGGCUCAAGGCCCGCAAGGUGCACUGUGGCACCGUGGUCGCCGCGGAGGAGGACGCCCAGCACGGCGGGAGGAAGAACUCCAGCGCCUCCACCUCGUCCUCGGGCAGUAGGAGGCACGCCUUCCAGGGCGUGGUCUACUCGGCCAACCAGUGCAAAGCCCUCACCACCAUCCUGGUGGUCAUCGGCGCCUUCACGCUCACCUGGGGCCCCUACAUGGUCGUCAUCACCUCGGAGGCCCUCUGGGGGGAGAACUGUGUCUCCCCGGCCCUGGAGACCUGGGCCACGUGGCUGUCCUUCACCAGCGCCAUAUGCCACCCCCUGAUCUAUGGGCUCUGGAACAAGACGGUUCGCAAGGAACUCCUGGGCAUGUGCUUCGGGGACCGGUAUUACCGGGAGCCGUUUGUGCAUCGGCAGAGGACUUCCCGGCUCCUCAGCAUUUCCAACAGGAUCACAGAUCUGGGCCUGUCCCCACACCUCACGGCGCUCAUGGCUGGCAGGCAGCCUCUGGGGAACAGCAGCAGCACCGGGGACACCGGCUUCAGCUGCUCGCAGGACUCAGGAACGGACAUGAUGACGCUGGAAGAUUACACGUCGGAGGACAACCCUCCCUCCCACGGUACCUGCCCACACAAGAGAAGGAGCUCGGUGACAUUCGAGGAUGAAGUGGAACGUAUCAGAGAAGCUGCCAAGAACCCCGUUCUCCACGUGAAGGCUGAAGUGCACAAGUCCCUGGACAGCUACGCAGCCAGCUUGGCCAGAGUCAUAGAGGCUGAAGCCAAAGUCAGCCUAUUUGGGGAGGAGGCUUUACCUGGUGUCCUGAUGGCGGUGCAAACUGUCCCUGGGGCCAGCCUUGGGGGCCGCCGAGGCAGCAGGACACUUGUGAGCCGCCAGAGGCUGCAGAGCAUCGAGGAAGGGAACAUUUUAGCUGCAGAUCAGAGAUAAGGGCCUGGGAGUGUGAGCAGGGGGCGUCUGGUGCACACAGAAUACAGGGUCUGUGGUCAGUGACUUCGGUGUCCUGAGACCACAUGGACUUCCCAUAGGUCCCAGUGGUGGGACAGAGGCAUCAAAAGCACAAUGAAGAGCAGGUCCAGGUGUGGCCGUGGCUUAUUGUGAAGGGGGCAUGGAAGGGGAGGGAGACCGUGGCUCGGAAGGAAAGCUCAUGGGCAUGUCCUGUCUUCACAACCCGGAUCCUGGGAGUGCAGCCAUGCGAUGUCCCAGAGCUCCAGGCGAGCUCUUCCCUGCACGGCCACCUAACAAAGCGGGACGGUCGCCCGGGCUUCCCGCGGUGGGUACUGGCCACAUGGGGCUGACGGUGCUGUACUGACGGGUCCCAGAGAACAAGGAGCCAAGCACCACAGAUGGCCCUGCGUGUCGCCCUGGUCAUGGCCUUGCUGUCAGUGGGGCCAGUAGGGGCUGCACACAGGCCACUGGGCAGAGGUGAGGCCCCUCCCACCACCUCCCCAUUGACUGCGUCUUUGGUAUUUCAAAAGAAGGGAGAAACCACUAAAACAGGAGGAAGGAGCAGAUAGCUCAUUUCCAGAAUUAAAAGAGCCCGGCUGGUUAGGACCCAUGUGAUGAGGCUAUGGUGCCAAGCACGGGAAAUGGAGGAACUGCCAUCUGUGGAGGGGAUCCCGGCACGGGGAAGCUGCUGGGAUCCUGGCUGGGAUGCCUGCCUGGCUGCUCAGAGGGACUGGCCUCCAGCUCCCCCGGCAGCGUGCCCAGCGUGGCAGUUCCCCCAAGCCCGAGCAGCGUGAGCUAAGGGGACAGGGCCAAGGCCCCAGCUGGGUCUGCUGCCUCUUACCAUGUCAUCUGGGGCUUCCUGUCCCCUCCGAAGGCCAUGUGCCAGGUGGGAGAAGGGCGGGAAGGUGGGCUGAAUGGGCUCCAGGAUCACUGCCAAUGUGAUCUUCAAUGCCCUGACUUUGUAAGUUAGAGAUAAGAGAGGAAAAAGCAGGGCCCAGGACCAACAUUUGCUGGCGUGAAGUGGUUUCCAGUGGGUUUGUGUCAGGGGUCCGACCUGGCCGCUCGGCUCUGGCGCAGAUGGGACAGGGAGGCAGGCUGCAGGAAUGUGGUGUGCAUGGGCCGGUCCCCCUCCCCCCUGAGCUGGGCAGCAGUUGUGGGGCAGGGGUGACCUGGGGAGCUUGCCUGAACCCGUGCCUGUGCUUCUGCCUGGUGACUACGGGAGCAACAUGCAGGCUUUCCCGCCUCCGGAAUCCCAGGUGGCCGGCAGAGGGUAGGCUCCGAGGGGACCCAGCAGGCCUCUGUACACACCAAAUUCCCUUGCAGUGUGAGGUGGGAGCUUUGCUGUGGGGCAGAAACCAGACUGGCAGGUCCCCUGGCAUGCGGUUUACAAAGGGCUUUCCUGUUUCCUUCCCUGGGACCAAACUCAGCGCUUCUGGGCCAGAGGCUCUGGAUGGCAGUGGGGGAGCACAUGGCUUUCCUAGAGGGGCAGGGGCCCCCUCUGCGUCCUUCCCAUGAGAGUGCUGGUCAGGCAGUCCUCUCUCUGCAAGGCAGCAUUCCUAAAGCUGAGGGCAUUUAUGUCGUGUGUGUGUAUACUUUUCCAAGCAGCUGUCUAGUUUCUGAAAGGACCACAUUCCUGACCAACUAGUGUGCACAGAAGGGGAAUGGGGCAGGGAGGCCUUUUCCACCAGCUGGGAUGGCUCGCCAGGGGGCCCUGAGGGCCAACACGCCAGCCUGGAGCCGAGGAUGGGCUAGUGCCUCCUCUGGACCACAGCGUUGUGGACUCUGGGGAAAGAGUCCUGAGGCCUCGCGUCCCCACUGGCUGGUCCCAGACUAGCUGGGAUAUACUAGGAUUUAAUCUAAGCAGAUCUUGACACUGCACAGGACUCACUCCAGGCACCCCUUUUCUGCUGAGGCCCAGGCAUGUACUCACCUACCGGAUGCUGCGCGUCCACCGUGCAUAAGCACCAGCUGGGCUCUGGGCAACACCGCCAGAGGGUUUUCACUCACUCAGGGAGACCCCGGGGGAUACUGACGCUAACAAAUAGGGAAGUAAAUAUUGUGGAAAGAACUGGGCUCCAGAGGGAGGUGAGUAUUUCCAGCUAGGGGAGUUAAGGACAGAUCCACGAAGUAGGCGACAGUUGAGCCAAGCCUCGGAGAUGUUUGACCGUGGGAGCCAUACUUCACAUACUCAGGAAUUCAGAUUUGCCUGGUUCAGCCUGAGUGGGAACAAGAGUGUGAAAGCGAGGAGGAGGCUGGACGGAAAGGGGCCAUGCCCCGGCGCUGCCCUUAGGUCAGCCUAGCUGCCCCUCUAAGCCCAGGCCCACUAGCCUCUGCCGUGCAGCCGCGGCCGGAACCCUGCCUCUCCAAGGGGACCCUGUGCGCAGUGGCAGGUGGGACCUUUUGGCUCUGCCCAUCUCUGCUUCUUUCUUCAAGGUUGCCACUGACCCUGUGCUGGGCUCCAGAUAGCAGGUUUGGGGCUGCGGUGGCCCUGAAGGCACUGGAUCUCACUACAGAGUGCAGCUGUGGUGGCCGGGGCUCCGAGGCAUGGUGCCAGGUGGCAGUGGGUGUGUGGCACCCAGGCAGUACCCACAGUGCAGCCCCAGCAGCAGAUGCUCGCUCCUGGCAGAGAGCUCUUGGUCUGGCUCUGUCUCCACUGCAGGCCAGCCUUUGAGGGCCACCAGCUGGCUUGCUUCAUGGGUGACCACGUAUGGGGUGGCAGGUGCCACCACUGUUCAGGGUGAUCUUGGACAGAUCACCACCCAGGAGGUGGUGGGGAAUGAAAGACGGGGCCACCUGGUGCCUGUGCUGACCCAUUAAAGAGCUGCUGGACUGUCUGGUGGAAGUGAGUGACCAGGGAGCUCUGUGACAGACCAAGGUGGCUUGGGGUGUGAGGCAGGAGGGAAGCAUUUACACAAGGGCUUGUUAGCUUGUUCAGCUCUCACGCCAAGCCCCCACCCCGGCAGCACCCCCCACUUGUGGUGGGAGGACUUGGGGCAGACGUGAGGUGGGCAGGGUGCGGCGUGUGCUCAUGACUGCUCAGCCCGGCUGCGCUCUGGCUGGAAGGGACCUGGAGGGGGACGCGCCCAGCAUAGCGUGCGGCAGGAGCCAGCAGGGACUGUGCCUGCUGUGUGUCCCAUUAGACUCAGGACACCUGACAGUGGGAACAGGGCAGGCCAUGCAUAUGCAUAGUAAGGUCGGUCUGGACCCCAUGCCUCUGCUCACCAGCUGGCAAGGUGUCUUGGGCCACUGACCCCGAUCUUUCUGCACCGCGGUUCUAUCUGUAAAAUGAGGUCUGUGACCUACUUCUAUGUGGGACGUGGAGUCUAGGUGGGCCCCAUGGAUGACAGCAGAUUAAUGCAGGUCAGCAUAGUUCCUGGGGCACAGUCCAUGCUGGGCCACUUCCCUUAGUGGGAAUUCUUCCCUUCUGAGAACCUGUGAUCCUAGACAGAAGCGAAGCUGUUGAAGGUUGUGGCCGUGUGUGCUGCACUGCACAGGAAGUCCCCUGGGAGGAAGGGACAAGGGAGGUCUGAAGGCGCAAAAAUGAGCCUUUCUGCUCCUGCCUCGGCGAUGGCAGACCCCAGGGCCUGGUGUGGUCUCAGUCCACAGCGCCAGCUCUGCCCUGCCCUCCCGUACGGCCCAGAAGGGACAUUCUCCCAGACAUGCCCCAGGCGCCGAGGCCAGCUCUGUGCCCGGCUGACUGGGGGUGGCUCUGUAUUCACAGACACUGGUCCUCCAGGCCCUGAGGGAAGAGGCGGUGCAGGAACAGGAGUCCCUGCUGCCGCCUGCAGUGUGCAUGGGACCCCGGGGAAAUUCUGUGGGACAGAGAAGGGAAGCCAUGGUUUCCUCCUGAAGCGAAGGAAAAUGGUUGUAGGCACAGUCUCCACAGCUUUAGGGCAGGGCUGGGCUGGCCACCUGGGGGGAAGGGGACACUCUGACUCCAGGGGGGCCAAGGAAGUGAAGGGAGUCAUCUGAGGUCUCAAAGUGUGUCAGCCAGCAUCAGGGCUGCACACGAGCUCUUGGCCACACUGAGGAACGGCCAGGCUUGGUUAGGUGGGCAGGAAGGACUGCCAUGAAGCCAGGAGGGAGUAUCUGCUUGCCAGGCCCAGUAUGACUGCAGGCCCCACACAUGCGACUGUACUCACUGGAGAGAAUUCAAGGCACGAACUCAAAUCUACCUGAGGUCACCAAGAGUAGUUUUGCUCAGUGCUAUUUUUAAGAGUACGUAAUACACAAAGCUGCAUCCAUGUCCCUCAGAAAGCUUUCUCCUGAAUAGUAUUAACUGCCUAGAAACUAGAAGUCACUUCUUCUCUUUGACACCACCAUUUGGAAAUAUCACAAACCACAGGUGUGUCAGCCCCGCCCAGGCAGGACCCCAGGAGGCAGGCAGGGCCCACCCGGCUAGGUGGAACGGGGGGUCUGUCAGCAGUGGGGACAGAGCUCUGCUGUAUUUCCAACACAGACUCCUGGAUGCAAAAGCGGUUAAAAGCCAACUUAAAAAAAACAAGAGCAAGCUAAUCCUGAAAUAAAUUAUACUUGAA